Molecule: messenger RNA, 3542 nt
Organism: Arachis ipaensis
Lineage: Eukaryota; Viridiplantae; Streptophyta; Magnoliopsida; Fabales; Fabaceae
Source: RefSeq, a predicted model, not a curated record
ACGUCAAACAAAUUCACCAGAAAUGAGAAGAGACGAGAAAUAGAGAAAGUAACACCAUUACCUUCACUGUCGCUGCGUCGCAGUUCGCGUUCGCUGUUCACCGUUGCGGUUCGCGCUCGCCUUUCACUGUUCGUCGUCCCCCGCAUCGUCCUUUCUCUUGCCCUCUUUUAUGUGUGCGAACACUGAUAUUAUUGUUUGAUAAGAACAUCCAUCGAUCAAAGAAGUGAGAAGCAAUGUAGGUUGGCCAAUUAAUAUAUUUACAAGGAUUGAAAGGGAAGGUCAUAAAUCAAUACAGAAACCUUUUUGUGGAGGCCCGUGGCAAGGAUUCUGCCAAAAAGGAUCUUAAUAGCCAGAGGAACUUAUUCCGAGAUAUUUUAGAAUUUUUUCAGGUAUUUAAAUUUCAUUUUAUUUAUUAGUUAAUAUUACUAUGAUAACCGAAGUCAUUCAUCAUCUUGUAAAUCUAGUAUUUAAGUGCUGAUUUUAUUUUGUUAGAGGUAUUUUUCAGAGAGGAAGAACCACUGAAGCUGAAGCAAAAUCUGAGAAGCUCUUGAGAAGAAUAAAUGUGAAAUCCGAAAAGGUUGACCUGUCAAAGAGGUUUUUUUCACAAUUCUCAAUAGUUUUGUUCUUGGGAAAUGCUUUUGAAGUUUCACCCUUUGUGUUUGAACGAUGUAAAUGCACUUGCCCCAACUUCAACGUCAACUUCCACCUCAAUUCUGCCUGAAAACAACAACUUUGUCCGCAUUCUCCAUAGCCCCAAUUCCACAAAACAUGUCAUAGAACACCAACACACUCCACCAAAGAGCCUGAAUUUGGAACAGGAUUUGGGGAUUCUAAAGAAAAGGGUUAAUAGGUCUGUUGUUUUGCAGCAUAACAAGGUGCACAUCAGGUGUUUGACGAAAUGGGUAUGUUAUGGUGGACGCAUUCCUUCUAUUCUUCAGGCUCUGAGUACUGUUCAGGACUUGGAUGAGGCUCUCAUGCCAUGGCAAGAGGCCUUGACCUGCAAGGAAAUUAGUAUUAUUUUGAAGGAACAGGUUUCUUGGGAGAGGGCUCUUCAGAUUUUUGAGUGGCUUGAGAAAAAGGGUUGUUAUGAGUUGAAUGUGAUUCAUUAUAACAUUAUCUUCAGGGUCCUAGGCGAGGCGCAAAAGUGGUGCCUUGUGGAGAGUUUGUGGGAUGAGAUGAAUGCAAGAGGGGUUGAACCUGUGAAUUCCACAUAUGGAACUUUGAUUGAUGUUUAUGGUAAAGGUGGACAGAGAAAAGACAAAGCACUUGUUUGGCUUAAGAAGAUGCGAAGUCAAGGAAUGGAACCUGAUGAGAUCACAAUGGGGAUUGUUGUUCAGUUGCACAAGAGGAAUGGAGAGUACCAGAAAGCUCACGAUUUUUUUAGUAAAUGGUACUCAACAGGUGAACCUCUGAGACUAAGGAGGAGUAAUAAUACUUCAAAAGUAGGCCACAAUGUGUUAUCAUAUACCAAUGUUUGUUUAAGCUCAAGGACAUAUAAUACUUUGAUUGACAUGUAUGGUAAAGCUGGCCAACUUUGGGCAGCGUUUGAAAUCUUUGCUAAGAUGAUCAAACAAGGUGUAUCUCUGACCACAGUGACACUUAAUACAAUGAUUCAUUUAUAUGGAAAUCAUGGAUGCCUUGAGAAAGUUAGUUUGCUGUUGCAGAGGAUGGUGGAGCUUCGGUGCCUACCUGAUGCAAGGACAUAUAACAUACUUAUUUCUGUUUAUAUUAAGCAUAAUAAUAUCAAUUUGGCAGUGAGGUAUUUUGCAAUGAUGAAAGAGACCUGUCUUGAACCGGACCUUGUUAGUUAUCGUACCCUCUUGCAUGCAUACUCCACAAGGAAAAUGGUCCUUGAAGCCGAAGAGCACAUGCAGGAGAUGGAUGAGAAGGGUCUUGAGAUUGAUGAAUUCGCCCAAUCUGCUGUGACUAGGAUGUAUGUAGAGUUGCGUAUGCUUAAGAAAUCAUGGUUGUGGUUCAGGAGGUUUCAUCUAGCUGGGAGUAUUACGUCGGACUGUUAUUCCGCCAUUAUUGAUGCAUAUGGCCAGCAAGGGUAUACUUUAGAAGCAGAGAGAGUCUUUAACUGUUGCAAAGAAAGGAAGAAGCUUGGCGUCCUUGUGUUUAAUGUGAUGAUUAAAGCUUAUGGGGUUGGAAAAUGCUAUGAUAAAGCAUGUCAGUUGUUUGACAGUAUGGAAACAUAUGGUUUUAUUGCAGACAAGUGUAGCUACAGUUCUCUCAUACAUAUCUUGGCCACUGCUGACAGGCCACACAUUGCAAAAGCUUAUUUGAAAAGAAUGCAAGAUGCAGGACUAGUGACUGAUUGCAUUCCAUAUGCCGCGGUGAUAACAAGCUUUGGAAAGUUAGGCCAAUUGGAACAGGCAAAAGGAUUAUACAAGGAGAUGAUUGCAUAUAAUGUCCAGCCUGAUGUAAUUAUCUAUGGGGUGUUAAUCAAUGCUUUUGCUGAUGCUGGAAGUGUUAAAGAAGCUGUUAGUUAUCUUGAUGAAAUGCAAUGGGCAGGUUUUCCAAGAAAUCCAACUAUAGAUAACUCUUUGAUGAAGUUGUAUACCAAAGUAGGGUACUUGAAAGAAGCACAAGAAACAUACAAGUUGCUUCAGUCAUCAGAGCAGGGUCCUUCUAUAUUUUCCUCUAAUUGUAUGCUUGAUCUUUAUACUGAGCGACUAAUGGUUGAACAAGCGAUUGAGAUAUUUGAGAGCUUAAAGCAGAAAGGUGUUGCAAAUGAGUUCUCAUAUGCAAUGAUGUUACGCAUGUAUAAGAAAAUUGGGAGAUUGGACGAAGCUGUUCAGAUUGCGAAACGAAUGAGAAACCUAGGACUCCUCACUGAUUUAUUAAGUUAUAAUAACAUAAUUGGCUUGUAUUCUCUUGUUAGGAGGCCACAGGAAGCUACCAAGACUUUCAAGGAAAUGGAAAAAUCCGGAAUUCAACCAGAUGAUUUUACAUUCAGAGCUCUUGGACAAUGUUUGCUGAAUUAUGGAGUUUCAAAGCAAGAUAUUGGAAGGCUAGAAGUAAUGGUUAAGAAGGAUGCACCAAAUGCUUUGCAAGAAUGGAUGUUGAUGCUCUCAUCUGUGCUGGGAAUAGAUGGUUAUACAUAUUAAUUGACAUGAUCAAUCAUUGAUGCACCUUACAUCUUCAGUUCCUACAAGGCUCAGUUUAUCGCUAGAGCAUUCCAAUCAAAUUAUCUGGAAUUACACUGUUGAGGGCUUGAGGCUAUUGAAAGUCAUAGUUGUUCAAGGAAAAAAAUUAGCGAUCUGGAAUUUCAUGAGCAAUGAUUGUUUUUUUUUGUGAUCAAGCUGGGGAAUCAGCAAAAACCGGGGUCAUUAAUAACUGCUCGAUCACUGUUUGGAAUCAAGAGCUGAAUUGCACUCUGCUAGAAACCUUUGGGGUACCUGAAUGAGGAAGAUCAAGAAUGAUCUUUUGAAGGUGAAUUACGGGCUGGACUUGAGUCUGGGGAGCUUGAAUUGAAGAUCAAGUUGAUCACCCCUGUUGCUUCUCAAUAUAAUGCUGAGAUUGCACGAGUCGUUACUUUA